This is a messenger RNA of Lotus japonicus, 994 nucleotides long. Its product is annotated as ATP-dependent Clp protease proteolytic subunit 2, mitochondrial. Gene Ontology annotation, cellular component: endopeptidase Clp complex. Gene Ontology annotation, molecular function: serine-type endopeptidase activity; ATP-dependent peptidase activity; ATPase binding. The coding region runs from base 73 to 804 and encodes 243 amino acids. The record is from RefSeq and is a predicted model, not a curated record. Gene Ontology annotation, biological process: protein quality control for misfolded or incompletely synthesized proteins. Lineage: Eukaryota; Viridiplantae; Streptophyta; Magnoliopsida; Fabales; Fabaceae. The transcript has 2 exons.
AACCCAAGCCCUAAUCCAAUAAAAAAGGUGAAAAAUCCCCAAUCUGAGUAUCACUGUGAGACAGCCAUAGCCAUGAGAGGCAUUCUCCGAAGCACGAAGCUAAUCGGGAACCAGUUCCUCCAUGGAAGGAGAACUGAAUUCACACAAUGGACUGCAAAUCGAUCCUACGGCCUGAUCCCAAUGGUGAUUGAGCACUCUUCCCGAGGCGAACGAGCCUACGACAUCUUCUCUCGCCUUCUCAAGGAGCGCAUCAUCUGCAUCAACGGACCCAUCUCCGACGACACCGCUCAUGUCGUCGUCGCUCAGCUCCUCUUCCUCGAAUCCGAAAACCCUUCCAAACCUAUCAACAUGUAUCUCAAUUCUCCUGGUGGCGCCGUCACUGCAGGGCUUGCAAUUUAUGAUACUAUGCAGUACAUUCGGUCUCCAAUCAAUACGAUCUGUUUAGGCCAAGCUGCGUCCAUGGGUUCUCUCCUAUUGGCUGCGGGUGCCAAGGGUCAGAGGCGUUCCCUUCCCAAUGCUUCUAUCAUGAUUCACCAGCCCUCUGGGGGUUAUAGUGGCCAGGCAAAGGAUAUCGCCAUUCAUACUAAGCAGAUUGUUCGGGUUUGGGAUUUGCUGAAUGAUUUGUACGCCAAGCACACGGGCCAGUCGAUUGAGCUGAUUCAGAAGAAUAUGGACAGGGAUUAUUUCAUGACUCCAGAAGAGGCGAAGGAGUUUGGGCUUAUUGAUGAGGUUAUUGAUCAGAGACCAAUGACUUUGGUAUCUGAUGCCGUUGGUAAUGAAGGCAAAGAUAAAGGUUCGAAUUAGAACUGGAGGGUAAGAUUUCUUUGAGGAAUUCUUGCUGUAUUUAAAUACCAUGCUUGUCACUUUAGGUAUAAGUUGCAGUUGAUAUUACUUUAUCAAUUGGACAUAAUCUUUGUCAAUUUUGGUUGUUAGAUUUGAUCAUUGAACUUCAGUCUUGUGCUCAAUUCGGUUUCAUUGGCAUAUUUUUUUGUCA